AUGGAACAAGUUUCAUCAUUAUUAACAAACAUAUUAACAAUUGAGGAGAAUCCAUCUCAAACAACAAUUUCUCUGCAACCACAACUGAAGCGAAGUUCAUUGGAAGCAACAACAGUAACUGAAACGGAAACUGUGAAUGCAAUGGGAGAAAUGAGUAAAAAGAAACCACAACGGAAAUCAAUGGAUCUUGAUUUUUCAUCAUUUUGGAAGAAAGAAUAUCCUAAUCAAAUAAGUAAAUCUGAAAGUCAACUGAGUUUUGUUAGUAUGAAUUCCACAAAUGCUAAAUCAACAACUACUGCUACCACCCCAACAAUACAAGAGAAACCAGCAGUUAGUUCUGCUACUUCAUCUGCUCAGUAUAUGGCGGAUAAAUUAGUUGAAAAAGUGAUUUCAGUAAUGGUAUCUAAUGAAAUUGUUGACGAUCAAACUAGUAAAGUCUUACAAGAAAGAGCAAUAAUGCAAAAACAACGACCAAGUUUAAGUAUUGCUUUAAUGCAAAGUAAUAGUAAUGAAUUACAUCAAAGAAAUUCAAAUAUGUAUAUAUUUAUUGAUUAUGUUGAAAAAUUUUUCAGUUGGCAAGAUACUUAUUAUACAAUAGGUAUUUUGUUACUUAUCACUCAUGCUAUUUUAAAUCCUUAUUUAAUUACUAUAUUUCCAUUUAUUCAAUUGAUUGCAACAACAUUUGUCCCACAUUAUUUGAAUAUUUAUCCUCCUGAUACGAAUCUAAAUUCUGAUUAUUUGGAUGUGAAUCCAAUUCCAUCUGACAGACCAUUAAAUACGUAUUCUUUACCAAAACCAGCACCGUUGUUUUCACGGGAGUUUUUCAUGAAUUUAACAGAUACCCAGAAUUUUAUGACUUUAAACAUCAAACUAUUUGAUUUUGCUGUGUGGUUGACAUCAGAUUAUUUGUAUUUUAGAAAUGAACAAGUAACAUCAGUUAUAUAUUUAAUGUGCGUGGGGUUUAUAUUUGGUAACUUGUAUUUCUUACCUAUUUUGGUUCCAUUUUUAUUGAAUCAUUUUAUCAUUGUGCAAUUAUUUUUGAUUGUUAAUGUAUGGAGUUUAACUAUAUUGUUACAUCCAACAAUACGUGGUUCAAUUUUGGAAUGGAUUUAUAAAGAAGACACCAGAUUGAAUAUUCAACAAUUCAUGAAUAAGCUAGAAGAUAGGCUCACCAAGCACUUGGUUAGAUCACCAACUGUAGAUCAAGCAAGAUUUGAAUGUACAGAUGAUAAUGAUACAAAAAUGGUGGAAAUUUAUGAAUUACAGAAAAUGAAUACAAAGACAAAGAUAUGGGAGUUAGUUGGAUUUACUCAGAAUUUUUAUACUACAAACCUGGUUGUUCGAAGAUACAAUAAUGCUAUUCUAGAAUUGGAAAAACAGAAUGAGGACGAAUAUUAUCAAGAAGAUGAUGCUAAGCUUUUAAAUCUUAAUAAAAGAGAUACCUUAUCUGAGAUUAAUCCUCCAGUUAAUUAUAAAUUUUUGGAAUCAGAAAAAUGGAAAAUUGAUUAUAAUAUAAAUGCAUGGGUUGAAAAUAAUUUGAUUCAAGAUUUAGUAAUCAUCGAUGAAGAUGAAAAAUGGGCUUAUGAUGUAAUCACUAGCGAAGAGGAUAGUGAUGAUAAAGAUAAAAAAGAUGUAUCAUCUGAGGUUCAUACAAUUAAUGAAUUAACAUUAGAUCAGAUUGAAAAAUUGGCUAAUAAUCAUGAACUUUUCAGAAGAAGGAGAUGGAUAAGAAAAGUAGUUCGCAUGAAUUAUCAUGAUAAGAAAGAACAACAACAAGGUGCUACAAGUACAGGAAUUUCUUCAUGGGUAUAG
Candida tropicalis MYA-3404 is the source of this 1812-nucleotide messenger RNA. RefSeq lists its product as uncharacterized. The transcript has a single exon. Gene Ontology annotation, cellular component: peroxisomal membrane. The coding region runs from base 1 to 1812 and encodes 603 amino acids. Gene Ontology annotation, biological process: peroxisome organization. NCBI's taxonomy places the organism in Eukaryota, Fungi, Ascomycota, Pichiomycetes, Serinales, Debaryomycetaceae. The record is from RefSeq and is a predicted model, not a curated record.